AUGGCAAGUGAUAGUGCUGAUAAUAUAAACGUCGGCGUCGCACUUAGUACCGCCCUGCUUCUUCUAGGCGACCUAGAGCAAAACGCCCAGUAUAGUGAAUAUGAGAACUAUGCUCUAAUGCUUCAACACUCUGUUCAGCUUAAUGUUCCUGAUGACUCUCCAUUGCGGAAGGCCGACGCCAUUCCCUUGCCAUUUCCUCCAGCCCCAACUCCAGGUGAAGAUGUCGGCGAAUCUGAUGCUGAUGAUGAGACCGAGGAGGAAGAGAACGAGGUUGCUUUCCCCGUCUUGGAGGAUUUGGAAAUUCAGGAAUUGCCUAACAUAAUAGAGAUAUGGGACAAGCAAUUACUCACAGCCUCAGAAGAAGAAUCAAAGUCCUUCUGCCAAUUGAAACAUAUGACGGUUUCUAAUUGUGAGAAAUUGGUCCAUGUGGUCCAGUUCAAUAUGCUCUCACGACUGCAAAAUCUGGAAACAUUCAACGUAGAUCAUUGUCCAAAGAUGGAAGCGAUAGUCUCAGAGAAAGGAAAAGAAGAAGGAACCACUAGUAAUGAUAUCAUCGUGUUCUCUCAAUUAACAACUCUUAAUCUAUCUGAGUUGGUGAGCCUUAAAAGUUUCAACAACUGGCCUACAAGAUCUGAAGUACAACCGUUGUUCAGCCACAAGGUUGCUUUCCCCGUCUUGGAGGAUUUGGAAAUUGAGAAAUUGCCUAACAUAAUAGAGGUAUGGGACGAGCAAUUACUCAUAGCCUCAGAAAAAGAAUCAAAGUCCUUCUGCCAAUUGAAAGAUAUGAAGGUUUCUAAUUGUGAGAAAUUGGUACAUGUGGUCCAAUUAAAUAUGCUCCCACGACUGCAAAAUCUCAAAGAAUUCAAGGUAGAUAAUUGUCCAAGGAUGGAAGCGAUAGUCUCGGAGAAAGAAAAAGAAGAAGGAACCACCAGGAAUGAUAUCAUCGUGUUCUCUCAAUUAACAACUCUUAAUCUUUCUAAGUUGGUGAGCCUUAAAAGUUUCUGCAACGGGCCUACAAGAUCUGAAGCACAACCCUUGUUCAACCACCAGGUUGCUUUCCCCGUCUUGGAGGAUUUGGAAAUUAACGAAUUGCCUAACAUAAUAGAUAUAUGGGACAAGCAAUUACUCAUAGCCUCAGAAGAAGAAUCAAAGUCCUUUUGCCAACUGAAAGAUAUGACAGUUUCUAAUUGUGAGAAAUUGGUACAUGUGGUCCAGUUCAAUAUGCUCUCACGACUGCAAAAUUUGGAAAAAUUCUAUGUGUAUCAUUGCCCAAAGAUGGAAGCGAUAGUCUCAGAGAAAGGAAAAGAAGAAGGAACCACCAGUAAUGAUAUCAUCGUGUUCUCUCAAUUAACAACUCUUAAUCUUUCAGAGUUGGUGAGCCUUAAAAGUUUCUACAACUGGCCUACAAGAUCUAAAGCACAGCCCUUGUUCAACCACCAGGUUGCUUUCCCCGUCUUGGAGGAUUUGGAAAUUCAGGAAUUGCCUAACAUAAUAGAGAUAUGGGACAAGCAAUUACUCAUAGCCUCAGAAGAAGAAUCAAAGUCCUUCUGCCAAUUGAAACAUAUGACGGUUUCUAAUUUUGAGAAAUUGGUACAUGUGGUCCAGCUCAAUAUGCUCUCACGACUGCAAAAUCUGGAAACAUUCAACGUAGAUCAUUGUCCAAAGAUGGAAGCGAUAGUCUCGGAGAAAGGAAAAGAAGAAGGAACCACCAGUAAUGAUAUCAUUGUGUUCUCUCAAUUAACAACUCUUAAUCUAUCUGAGUUGGUGAGCCUUAAAAGUUUCUACAACUGGCCUACAAGAUGUGAAGUACAACCGUUGUUCAACCACAAGGUUGCUUUCCCCGUCUUGGAGGAUUUGGAAAUUCAGGAAUUGCCUAACAUAAUAGAGAUAUGGGACAAGCAAUUACUCAUAGCCUCAGAAGAAGAAUCAAAGUCCUUCUGCCAACUGAAAGAUAUGACGGUUUCUAAUUGUGAGAAAUUGGUACAUGUGGUCCAGUUCAAUAUGCUCUCACGACCGCAAAAUCUAGAAACAUUCAAUGUAGAUCAUUGUCCAAAGAUGGAAGCGAUAGUCUCGGAGAAUGGAAAAGAAGGGGGAACCACCAGUGAUGAUGUCAUUGUGUUCUCUCAAUUAACAAGUCUUAAUCUAUCUGAGUUGGUGAGCCUUAAAAGUUUCUACAACUGGCCUACAAGAUCUGAAGCACAACCCUUGUUCAACCACCAGGUUGCUUUCCCCGUCUUGAAGGAUUUGGGAAUUCACGAAUUGCCUAACAUAAUAGAUAUAUGGGACAAACAAUUACUCAUAGCCUCAGAAGAAGAAUCAAAGUCCUUCUGCCAACUGAAAGUUAUGAGUGUUUCUAAUUGUGAGAAAUUGGUACAUGUGGUCCAGUUCAAUAUGCUCUCACGACUGCAAAAUCUAGAAACAUUCCAUGUAUAUCAUUGCCGAAAGAUGGAAGCGAUAGUCUCGGAGAAAGGAAAAGAAGAAGGAACCACCAGUAAUGAUAUCAUCGUGUUCUCUCAAUUAACAACUCUUAAUCUAUCUGAGUUGGUGAGCCUUAAAAGUUUCUACAACUGGCCUACAAGAUCUGAAGCACAACCCUUGUUCAACCACCAGGUUUCUUUUCCAAAGUUGGAGGCACUAUUUCUCGAUAAUUGUGUAAACUCAAGAGAGAUACAUCCUUGGAAUGUUCAAGCUGGAAAAAUAAGUUUAAAAUUCCUAGAUGUAGCGAAUCUGGACAAAUUAAUUGUGAGAAAUUGUAGUGAGGUGGCAGAGGUUUUUCAACUUGAGGGGCUAAAUGUUGGAGAAGGACAACAUGUUAGGCCAUUAAUUGAAGUCAGAAUGAUGGAAUUGGAUGGAUUACCUCAGUUGACAUGUUUGUGGAACAAGGAUCCCCAUGGAAUUCUGAGCCUUCAAAUCCUACAAUACCUAAUAAUUAAGAAAUGUUCCCUCUUGAGAAAUCUAUUCACAUAUUCCACCGCCAUGGCUCUUCAACAACUUAAAGUACUUUAUUUGGAGUCUUGUCCGGUGAUGGAAGAAGUUAUUGCAGCAACAGAGGAUGGGCUCAAGGAAGUGAUUGAUGAUGUGAUUGAAUUCCCAAAGUUGGAGUGGCUAAUACUGAAAGAUCUACCAAACCUCAACAGUUUCUGUAAUGCAAAAUAUAAUUUUAAUUUUCCAUCAUUACAGAGAGUUGUUCUGAAGAGGUGUUCAAAUAUGCACAACUUUACUUUUGGACAAGUACGCAUGUCACAGAUAUUUGUAAGUACACAUGGCAAUGAUGGCCUUCAAACAGAAGAUCUCAAUAAGUAUUUAAAGGAACAACUUCUUUUGAAAGGAGAGGAAUGCGCAACCGUUGAUGAAAAUGAUCACUACGGCGAUGAAGAACGGUUCUCCAACCUUAUACGAUUAAAUUAUAUAUGAUCGAGUUCAAGUUGCUGAGAUUGGAGUAUGCUGGAUUACCCUCCUACAGUCAAUGGCAAACUUAUUGUUUCUUCCAAUAAGUUAAAAAGCAAAAAAAUAAAAAUAAAUUGCAAAACUAUUCAGCUACCUAUAGCUGUAUAAGAAAUGAUACAUAUAUAUAUAUGUGUGUGUGUGUGUGUGUGUGUGUGUGUGUGUGAAUAUGUGCGGUAGUAAUGUCAUAUUACUAUAUCUUGCUGAUGAGAUAGAAUUUGUAUGAUUUCGGAGGCUAGGUGUGCUAAUUAUGUGGGAUACACACUUGCAGGGUAUUUUAUUUAUUUA
Messenger RNA from Camellia sinensis, 3732 nucleotides. The record is from RefSeq and is a predicted model, not a curated record. NCBI's taxonomy places the organism in Eukaryota, Viridiplantae, Streptophyta, Magnoliopsida, Ericales, Theaceae.